AGUGUCCCCAUGGAGCCCUUCUCUCUAGUGCUUUACUGCUCGCCCCUCGAACCCUCCGGUUUCUGGCCAUUAAACACCAAAACAGCCCCUUGUAUUUGGGAUUGGCACUCCCCAAAACCACCGGCACCUCGCAUGCCGUUUUCUCCCACUCUCCUCUAUAAAUCCUAAGGCCACCUUCCGCUCAAUAGAGCACCGCAGUCUUCCUCUAUUUUUCAUCAUCUUUUCAAGCUUAUUAGCACCAGCUCCGAGAGAGAGCAGUGAUGGCUUCUGCAAGCAGGGCAUCUUGGGUCGUGGCCGCCAGUGUUGGGGCAGUGGAGGCCCUCAAAGAUCAAGGGGUGUUGUGUAGAUGGAACUAUGCCUUCAGGUCUCUACACCAGCAGUCCAGGAGAAGCAUGGGCUCAUUAUCUCAGGCUAUGAGGAUGUCUUCUUCCAUCAGUGCUGAUAGAAGAAACAAAGGGGAGGAUGAGAGAGCUAAGCAGUCUGAGGAGUCCUUGAGGAAAGUCAUGUACCUGAGCUGUUGGGGACCCAACUAGCUAGGGAGAUGCAAGUCCUUGUAAACCAAGUAUGAGAAUUGUUAUAUAUCUUGUGAAGAAAAAAAAAGAAAAAAAAGCCUUCUUUAAUUCGCCUU
Molecule: messenger RNA, 628 nt
Organism: Phoenix dactylifera (date palm)
Lineage: Eukaryota; Viridiplantae; Streptophyta; Magnoliopsida; Arecales; Arecaceae
Source: RefSeq, a predicted model, not a curated record